AUGCGUCAAUUCCAGCAGGUCUCCAUUUCAAAAUGGGAGGACCCCUACGGUAACUCUGCACCAAACACAGUGCAGAACAUAUACGGCACACCAAGUCCACCACCACAACCACAGGGCUAUUACGCCACAGCAAACAUACCUCAACCGCACAGCUAUUAUGCCGCACAAAGUGCACCACCACCACCGAUAAUUCUUCGCCGUGUAGUGCCAUCACCCCCUACAUUGUCUUAUUCGAUUGGUAGCCAAGGGGCAGGUGAGGAGAACAAGAACAAUAAUAAUCAGCAGAACCAAUUGACAACCAUAGAUGCAGGAGACUCCCUAGCUGCACCACUGGAAUCACCUCCAGUAACAUCAGAUGCCACUGUACAGGCAAAUCCCGAGGGGACUGCCCCCGGACAUCUAUCAGCCCAGGCACCUGCUCUUCAAGGUAGUGAGAGUGACCAUGUGACAGGAGGGAUUGCAGCUAAAUAUGUUAAAGAUGACCCUUCAGGACUACCGCCGCCUCCACCAGCACCAAUAGCUGUUGCCCCUAUUGCGGUUCAAAGAAGCCCACCAGCGAUAGCGCCAGUACCAGCACCAGCACCCCCCGUGCAAUACCCUGUGCAAUAUUCAACCCCUCCACCACCAGCACCAGCACCUCCCGUUCAGUAUUCAAGUCCUCCACCACCUCCACCAGAACCAGCACGCGUGCACCCAUCACCUCCGGCAUCAGUUGUGGGGAGUGAGAAGAGUGGUGAGUCCGAGCAGGCCGCUCAAGAGCCCCCCAAAUCCCCUACAACCAAGUUUGUUCAUUUUACCUCUGACACAAAAGACCCAGACGCCACAGAGGAUGGUAAGAAGAAGAAGCCAAUUGGGUUUACUAGAGUCAAAGCUACCGCAUUCGUUCGUCUUAAGAAGUCAUCGACGACUCCCUCUGCACCCCCACCAAAAGAGGAAAAGAGGAAAAUCAUUUCUCCAGAAGGCUUUAUUCGAAGGCGAAGAAGGAGCUCGCUCUUCUCGUCCUCGUCGUCUGAGAAGCUGAAGCCUAGCAAGGAAGAGAGAUCCAGAAGCAGGAAAGGAAGCAAUGAUCCUAGUCCGCCUUCAAGUGAUGCUGGGACAAUCUAUGUACCAUCUGUUCCUUCAUCGGUUAUUUCUGAUAGCGUCAUCGUCGAGGAGACAGCGGCAGAUGUUGCGCGAUCGAUUGUCAGCCAACCUGCCCCACUACCACCACCUCCACCACCUCCUCAACCGAUAGAAGUAGCUCCUGCGCCUGUAGAAACACCGCCCGCCGCAGAAGAGCCUCCUAUCGAAAGCGAACCAGCACCGGCAGCACCUCCUGCAGAAGCUCAAGAACCCGAACCCGAGGAGCCACCACAACCAGACGAACCCGCUCCGCCUGUUCCUGAAGCGCCAUCAUUAGUGUCGGUUGAAUUUGUUGUCGCUGAAGUCGUUCCAUCACUAGACGGGUCAACGAUUGAAGCCACUGACAAAGACGAAAACCAGGCGCCAGAACCAUCAGCAGAAGUCAGUGAAUCGACCAGCGAAGAGGACCAGGUAGCUAGUGAGCCCGCUUCCGAGCCGGCACCGGAGCCAGCGCCGGAGCCAACACCGGAACCGGUGGUCGAGCCAGCACCGGAGCUAGUGGAAGAGCCCGCAGCAGCAGAGCCAGCCCCAGAGCCAGAGCCAGAACCAGCUGCAGAGCCAGUUGCAGAGCCAGUCCCAGAACCAGCCGCAGAACCAGUCGCGGAGCCAGACCAAGCUCCUGCGGUCGAGACUGCUACUACUGAGCCUGAAGCUGAGAUCGCUGUCGAAGUACCAUCUGAACCGCAAGAGGCCGCGGCCGAAGACACAAAGCCCGCCGAAGACGCUACCGCUGGUGAUGAGGCAGACGCAACACCAGCAGCCCCUGAAGAGGCCGCUGCAGCAGUUGAAGAACAACCUGCUGCGGAAGAAAAGACUGUCACUGAAGAAGAGCCUUCAUCAGAGGAUGCACCUCCUGCGGUCGAAGAGAGCUCUGCCACUGAAGCGACGUCUGCCAACGAGGAAGCGCCGGCUGUUAAAGAAACUCCUGCUGCUACUGCAGAGGAGGCACCUACAGAGGAACUAGCACCAGCUGUAGAGGAGUCACCAAGUGCGCCAGCAGAUGCUUCUACCCCAGAAGAGGCGCCAGCUCCAGAAGAGGCACCUGCUUCAGGAGAGGCACCUGCUGUUGAUGAGACUCCCGUGACUGAGGAGGUUCCUGCUAUUGAAGAAACCGCUGCUCCUGUCGAGGCACCUGCAGAAGAGGAAACAGCACCCCAAGCUGUGACAGAAGAAGUACCUGCAGCUGAAGAGACACCUUCAAAUGAAGAAAAUCCUGCCAGUGAAGCCCCUCCAGAAGACGCUCCCGUCACUGAAGAGGCUUCAGCUGUCGAAGUAGGCCCUGCCACCGAAGAGGCUCUAGUUACUAAAGAGGCUCCUAUUGAAGCAGUCCCAGUUGUUGAAGGAGUUUCUGUUCAAGAUGCAUCGGCCGAAGCCGCUGCUGCUAAUGCUGCUAUCGCUGCCGCUGCCACUGCCGCCGCCGCUGCCGCCGCUACUGCUGCUACUGCUGCUACUGCCGCAGCUGCAGCUGUUACUGCUGCCGCCGCCGCUGUUACUACUGCUGCCGCCGCUAAUGCUAUUAAGGACGCCUCGGUCACUGAAGAAGCUCCAGUUGUCGAAGAGGCACCCGUUGUCGAAGAGGCAGCUGUCACGGAAGAUGUAGCUGUUGUUGAAGAGACGCCCGUUGUUGAAGAAGCCACUGCUGCUGAAGUACCUGCUACUGCAGAGACCCCAGCCGCUGAGGAAGCUCCCAUUGAAGUAGCCCCCGCUGUUGACGUUCCUGUCACUGAAGAACCUCCUGCUGCCCCUGCUGCUGAAGAAGCACCCACUGUUGAAGUUACUGCUACCGAGGAGACCCCGGCUACCAAAGAGGCUCCGGCUAUCGAGGAGACCCCCGCUGCUGAAGCUCCUGCCGCUGAAGCCCCUGCCGCUGAAGCCCCUGCCGCUGAGGAAGCUCCUGCUGUCGAAGUAGCUCCUGCUGCUGAGCAAGCUCCUGUCGAAGAGGCACCUACUAUUGAAGAAGUUCCAGCUGUCGAAGAAGCUCCUGUUGAAGAAGUCCCCGCUGUCGAAACCCCUCCUGCUGAAGCUCCAGUUGUCGAAGAUGCCCCUACUACCGAAGAGGCCCCAGCCACUGAAGAGGCCCCUGUCGCUAAGGAAGCACCUACCGUCGAAGAAGCUCCUGUUACUGAGGAUGCUCCAGCCACCGAAGUUGUAGCCACCGAAGAAGCCACCGCUACUGAAGAAACUCCCAUCACCGAAGAAGCCCUUGUUACUGAGGAAGCUUCAACCACCGAAGAAACUCCUGCUAAUUCAAAGAUUGCCACUGUUGAAGAUGUCUCUGACGAUGAAGGAGCUCCUGUUACGGAGAGGACUUCAGCCGCUGAAGAGGUUCCUGCCGCUGAAGCUCCAGUUGUAGAGGUUCCCGCCACUGAGGAAACUUCAGCCACCGAAGAGACUCUUGCUGUUGAAGAAGCGCCUGCGGUUGAGGAAGCCCCUACUGUUGAAGAAGCACCUGCUACGGAAGAAGCGCCUGCUACAGAAGAAGCGCCUGUUACUGAAGCGCCUGCUACUGAAGCGCCUGCUACUGAAGCGCCUGCCACUGAAGCACCUGUUGUUCAGGAGGCUCCAACCGAGGACACUCCUGCUGCCGAAGAAGUUCCUCCUGCCGAAGAAACCUUAGCUACAGAGGAUAAUUCGGCCAUUAACGAGACUCCUAUGCCUGGGGGAUUUCCUGAGGAGGCCCCCGCAACGGAGGAAGUUCUUGCUACCGAAAAGGCUGCUGUCCCUGAGGAAGCUCCUGUCACCGAGGAGGCUCUCGCUGCUGAAGAGGCUCCCACAGUAGAGGAGACAGGCCCUUCAACUGUGAUUGAGGAAGCACCCGCCAAAGAAGCCUCCCCUGUUACUGAAGAGGCUUCGACUGUUGCGGAGGCCAAGGAAAUCCCUGCCCCCGAGGCUUCGCCCAUGACAGAAGAAGAAAAGACUAGUGUCGCAGAUGCUACGGUAGAAAGCGAAAGUGAAGCUGCACCUGUAGCCCAAUGGUCAAGUGAGGAAAAUGAAGCGGAAGUAAAGUUGCGGUCUGAAGAGGCGAGCACGGAUGCAGUAGUUGAAUCUCAACCUUCCGAACCUCACGCUCCUCAAGACACUAUCGAUACGUCCUCGCCUGAUGAUGCCCCGACCGUCGAAGACACAAACGAAGACGCUGACGGCCGCGAUACCAUAGCUGCAGCAGAUGAAGAUGACUCUAUACCUGUUGAGGAAAGUUCAGACGACGAUGAUUCAUCUGUCGAUGAUUGGAUUGCCGAUGGAGAUGGCGGUGAUUGGAUAGCCGAUGGAGAUUCGGAUGGUGAAGAAUCUGACCAAGACAUUUCCGACUGGGAAAAGGAUGAUGUCUCGUCGCAGUGUGAUGCGAUCGAGACGGAUGCAUCUGAACAUCACGAUGGCGAUGGCCCUAGUACUGGGAGGAACUCGAUCGAGCCAAAGGGUGACGACAUGGAUAAUGUAGAAUCACAGCAGCCGGCGGGGACAGUGGACGUGUUUGCAUUCCAGGAAGAUAGCACGGGUUGCACGGACGAGGUCACAGAGUCUAUUGUCGCCAAAGAUGUGACCGUUGUGGACAAGACGGUGCCAGAGGCAGAGGUCAUGACACAAGAAGGGUCGACUGGCACACACCAAGCAUAUGUCACGGAUGUUGAUAUUGAAGCAGAAUCGGCAGAGGUUCCUGUCACGGAGGUAGAUGCUGGGAAGGUUAUUGGCGAGCAGGGCAAACAGGAAGAAGCAGUGGGCGGUGAUGGGGCAGGCCAUGGCGAUGGCAACGGUGUCGAGGCAGAAGCAACACCAGAAUGCAGUCCGGGCGGUGAUGCUGUGGGCGCACUAGAGGUUACACCUGUUCUGGACCCUGGUGUCGGUGAGGGAACAUCGGCACAAAGCAAUAUGCUUCCCGAGGCCAGCGAAGCGGCCGUGGAGUCGGGGAAGCCCGAUGACGUGGGAGAGGCGAGGUUGAGGGAGACGAUAGUCGACACCGCUGCCAAUCUUCUACCCAUAGCCGAGGACACACCGGACGAGUCAUGCGCAAUCACCCCGGCUCACGCUACUAGUGAAGUGAGCCCAAAUUCGGCCUCAGAAGAGGCUGGCGUUCAAGCACAAAGUGAUCAACACGCUAUCCAAGACGACCUCCCUAAGCACUCUCCUGACGAGCCACACGUUGCUGAUUCCUCUCCGCAACACACCGACCAAGAUGUUAUAGCAGCAGAUUCAGGAGUAGCAGAAAGCGAAACUAGCCCUGCUCCAGAUAUACCAGCCACUGAGAUAUCCGAAGCGAUCGCUACCAGCCAAGCUUCUCUAGAGGUGUCUGAUCCCCCCGAAGUGGACAUGAAGGCCAACGCAGUCCCAGCAGUCCCAGCACACCAAGAGAAGAUAGCAGAAGAGCCAGAGUCCGACUCGGGAAGCGAACCUGAGUCUGAAGAUGACGACUGGUCUGGGUCUGAAGUUUCAUCCCUACCACCUGCCGACGAUGUCUCGCAGGUUGAUGAUGACACACCCAGCUCUGAACCUGCACAUGAUGUGAACGACAAAGUCCAAGAUGCCGCCCUGGAGCAAAAGGCUCCUGUAACGGCUGACAAGCCCGAUGCACCAUUAGAGGACCAAGCCCAGGAUGACGAUGACGUCGACGAUGGUCCCGAUGGCUCAGGCUCAGAGGUGUCAGCAGCAGCCGGGCCCGAAGAAAGCGAAUCCGGGAUCGCGGAAGACGUGAGCCAAUCUGGAAUCGAAGAAGACGGUUCGACCCAUGAGCCACCCGCGGACCCUUUGCCAACUGAGGAUCCCGACCCGCAAGGCUCUGAAGUUGGCCCAGAAAGUGUUGCCAAAAGCGUUGCCGAUGGCCCUGCUGAAGGAGACUCCAUUGUAUCUUCAGAAAGCUCCGAAGGCGCUGAGGAAGAGCCUGCUGCGGAUGCAACAGUGCCCGAGUCACAAAAUGCGCCCAAGCCAAAAGAUGUGCCUGAGCCGACACAUGCGCCUGAACCGGCAGAAGAAGAUGCCGAGGAUGCCGCCGAAGAGGAUGCUGAGGACGCCGAAGAUGACGAUUGGGAUGGCUCCUCUUCAGCGAGUGAGUCUGGAAGUGAGGCUGAAGCUGACGAAGCCGAGGAGCAACCAGAGGCUGCGGCUGAAGCACCCGAGGAUGACACUAUCUCGACUGUAGAUGCAGAGGUAGGAGCUGAUGCCGCUGCAUCUGAAGCGGAAGUCCAGGUGAUUGAGCCGGCCGCGGAUGUGGAAUCUCAUGCAUCUGGUCCGGAAGAAGGCUCUGCAAGUGUUGCAGAGCUGGAAGAGGCUCAGGAACCCGACACUUCCGCACCAAUCGCUGAAGAGGCUGCGACAGUCGACGCAACCGCCGAUGCUGACGAGGAGGCUCUCGAGGAGCAGGUGGAUGACAGCCUGGUGGAUGAUAGCCUAGUGGAGAAUAGCCUUGUGGAGAGUGAAGAUGCUGAUCCAGCUCCGGCUGAUGCACCAGAGGAGGCUGAGACUGCACCACCAACUGAAGUCGGCACAGCAGAGCCGCCUUCAGACGGGUCAGAUAUAGCAUCGGGAGAAAGUGAAGUAUCGGUAGAGGAGGAUGGCGAAGCAGAGGAAGCGCCCGCAGACGACACCCUAACCACGGAAGAUGCUGACGCGGCGGAAGACGAACCCUCAGAGGUACUGUCUGAGCUGGCUGAGUCAGCUGUAGAAGAGAGUGUUGUCGAGGAACAAGCACCUCCUGCUGAAGACGCUACUCCACAGCCAGAUGUUGAACCAGUCGCUGAACCAGUUGCUGAACCAGUUGCUGAAUCGGUUGUGGAAUCAGUCGCGGAAUCAGUCGCGGAAUCAGUCGCGGAAUCAGUCGCAGAGCCAGUCGCAGAGCCAGUCGCAGAGCCAGUCGCAGAGCCAGUCGCAGAGCCA
This is a messenger RNA of Bipolaris victoriae FI3, 6987 nucleotides long. RefSeq lists its product as hypothetical. The record is from RefSeq and is a predicted model, not a curated record. The transcript has 4 exons. NCBI's taxonomy places the organism in Eukaryota, Fungi, Ascomycota, Dothideomycetes, Pleosporales, Pleosporaceae. The annotation marks the transcript as partial.